UCAUCUUCAUCCCCUUCAUCUUCCUCUCCAUCACUUUCCUCAUCCAUGUCAUCCUCAACAUCAUCUUCAUCACCUCCUUCUUCUUCUCCAUCAUCUUCAUCGCCUUCAUCCCCCUCAUCUCCAUCACCAUCUCCUUCAUCUCCUUCUUCUUCAUCACCUUCAUCUUCAUCCCCUUCAUCUUCAUCCAUCUUCAUCUCCUUCACAUUCAUUUCUUUCAUCUUCAUCUUCUUCAUCUCCUUUAUCUUCAUCUUCCUCCCUUUCAUGUUCGUCUCCUUUGUCUUCAUCCCCUUCAUCUUCAUCUUGUUCACAUUCAUCUCCUUCAUCAUCUCCUUCAUCUCCAUCACCUUCAUCUUCUCC
Messenger RNA from Apaloderma vittatum (bar-tailed trogon), 357 nucleotides. RefSeq names its product putative protein TPRXL. NCBI's taxonomy places the organism in Eukaryota, Metazoa, Chordata, Aves, Trogoniformes, Trogonidae. The transcript has 2 exons. The annotation marks the transcript as partial. The record is from RefSeq and is a predicted model, not a curated record.